This is a messenger RNA of Pantherophis guttatus, 1158 nucleotides long. Its product is annotated as histone H3. Lineage: Eukaryota; Metazoa; Chordata; Lepidosauria; Squamata; Colubridae. Gene Ontology annotation, molecular function: DNA binding; protein heterodimerization activity; structural constituent of chromatin. Gene Ontology annotation, cellular component: nucleosome. The record is from RefSeq and is a predicted model, not a curated record.
CGUUUUUUCCUUUCUGCGAAGAGAUGGCUCGGACGAAGCAGACGGCUCGGAAGUCAACGGGCGGCAAAGCGCCCCGCAAGCAGCUGGCGACCAAGGCUGCCCGGAAGAGCGCGCCGGCUACGGGCGGCGUGAAGAAGCCUCACCGCUACCGCCCGGGCACCGUGGCCCUGCGGGAGAUCCGCCGCUACCAGAAGUCCACCGAGCUGCUGAUCCGCAAGCUGCCCUUCCAGCGGCUGGUGCGUGAAAUCGCCCAAGACUUCAAGACCGACUUGCGCUUCCAGAGCUCGGCCGUGAUGGCGCUGCAGGAGGCGAGCGAAGCGUACCUGGUGGGGCUGUUCGAGGACACGAACCUGUGCGCGAUUCACGCCAAGAGGGUGACCAUCAUGCCGAAGGACAUUCAGCUGGCGCGGCGCAUCCGCGGGGAGAGAGCUUAAGCCCAGCCGCCCUCCAGUCUCUUCGGCCUCUUUCGAAAAACACCACCAAACCCAAAGGCUCUUUUAAGAGCCGCCACCUUCGUCUCGAAAGGAGCUGAAAGUCUCUUUAAUUCGAGUUUUAAGUGCUUUGAAAACUGAAAGCGGUCAGCCAUCUUAUGCAUGCAUACUUACUCUAAUCCUCUUUACUAAAUUAUCAUAGUUUAAUGGAAUGGUUAAAGCCAGUUACGACGGCCAGUUCUAAUCCAGGCUAGGCACGAAGGUAAGUGGGAGCCAUUGGGCCAAUCGGCCUUGGCAGAUAGCCAAAGGCAAGCCGUUUAUGGAAAAGUUAAUAGAAUUAGGGCAUUUUAGGAGGGAACAUUGAUGCGCAUGCGCACACGGUAGCGACCACGGUACUCCUGGAACGGUUCAAAUAGGGUUGAGUUUGUAGAAGGCGCUGUUGUAGGCUAUUUUAGGUUUAAUUCCGAGUGGCAGAAUCUAUUUGGGAAGCGAAUGUAUUUAAAUUUAAAACUGGAUAGGCAUCUUUUAUUUCUCAAAUUCUGAAACUUCCCGACAGGAAUAUGUUGAAAUAAAAAUUCAAUACCUCAGUUUGUUUUUUGAUUUAUAAUAAACGAGUGUUUCAUUUCCUGCUUAAUUUCUUCUGGAUUUAGGCAAAAGGUAUCUACAACAAAUAGAAACUACCUUGCUGGAUUACAGGUCAGUGACUAAUAAAAUGAACUGAGAACAA